UCCACAUAAAGACAGCCCAACCUAAAAAGAGGCCACUUAUCCCAUCCGUUUUCAGCUCUGCCUGCCGUUUGUCAGCCUCAACGGUCCAAUUAUCUUUCUCUCUCUUCUUCCCAAUCCCUAAAUCCCCCAACUCCACCUCAACAUCACACCAAAACCCUCUUCUUUCUACUGUUGUUGCUUUCUUUCCCUCGUUAAUUCCACCCACAUAUGCACAGUGAUGGACCCACUUCCACCACCCCCGCCGCCGAUGGAAGCCGUGGAACCGCCGUCUCUCGCCGCUGCUCGCAUAGCUCAGGUUGCUACCCCCAUCCCUGUCCUCUUGCCCACCCAUAACCAUCCUCCUUACUCUGAGAUGAUAACGGCGGCCAUAACGGCGUUAAAGGAGAAGGAUGGGUCGAGUAGACAAGCUAUAGCUAAGUAUAUAGAGCGAGUCUACUCGGACCUUCCGCCCAAUCACUCGGCCUUGUUGACUCAGCACCUUAAGCGGUUGAAGAACUCCGGUGAGCUUGUUAUGGUGAAGCACUCUUAUGCGCUCCCUAGAUCUCUGACUCAGUCGCAGCCCGACCCCGCUGGAAAUGCUCUCAGCCCGAAAAGGAGGCCCGGUCGGCCUCCCAAGCCCAAUCUUGAGCAGCCGGAGUUCCAGUUUCAGCCGGAGGAUUCUAUGGGCCAGUUCCAGCUUCAACACCCGCCUCAGCUCCAUUUCCACCAACCAUCUAUGCCUCAGUUCCAGCCCUUUGUUGUUCCGGAGGUCCAGAACAGUGCCGGGAUUGGGCCGGAAUCUGUGUUUGCUUCUCUUGGGUUGGUGGAUGCGCCUCCGGGUACUCCUCCUCCUCAGCCAACUGCUUCCCCUCCGGCGACUAAGAGGCGCCCCGGUCGUCCAAAGAGGGUCAUUUCUGAAGACAAAGGCCCUGCAGCAGCUCCGCUAGGAGUGACAACCGUGUCUGGAAGGCCAAGAGGCCGCCCCAAGAAAAACAUUUCUACUGCAACAGGGAAGCCUAGAGGACGACCCAAGGCGAGUGCUACUACAAUUGCUAUGAAGCUUGGGAGGCCACGAGGACGGCCCGCCAAGAAUGCUCAGCUUGACAGUGCCGGCGGGUUGGUGAUUGUGCCAAUUACUGACAAUGAUGCCCUUCCUGGGAAUAAUGCUGCUGCCUCAAAUGGGGUAGUCCCAAUGCCUAAAAGGCGAGGAAGGCCUCCUAGGAAAUAUGCAGAUGAUCUGCUACCAGCACCAAAGCCAAGAGGACGACCUCCAAGGUCUAGUGCUCAUGGGGUCAAGAAGCCCAGAAAGCUUAGCGGAAAGCCACUUGGACGACCCAGAAAGAUUGCAGUAUUCGCAGCACCCAAUGCUCCUGAUUCCCAACACUUAACUUUACAGGAUCUACAGGGAAAACUCGAACAGCUUAAAUCAAGAAUAAAGGAAACUGCGAGUGUUCUAAGACCAUGCCUGAACAGUGAAACGGCAAUGGCAGCGUUGCAGGAUCUGGAAGAGUUUGCAGCAAAUGGUGUAAAUCCAGUCCAACCCCCAACCCCCGUACCCGUUUAAGAAGAGAAGCUAAGAAAGAUGUAGGAACUUGGAUGGAGGUCGGUUAGCAUUGACAUUGUUUAAAUUAUUGUGGUAUUUGCAGAGAGAGGAGGGAGAGAUAUGGAAGAUUUAGCUUAGCUAAUUUGUUAAUAAAGGUGCUUAGAAUUGAAGGCUUAGUUUGUAUCUUUUAGUGACUGUCACCUGGAACUGGAACUGGAACUUGUAAUGUGUAGGUUCAAAUUGAAAUUGCUCUCUUUUGUGUAUGUACCAUGUUGUGUCCAUUGUUGUGUUUUGUUAAAGAAUAUCCUCAGAUUUGAGACUAUAUAUCAAGAGCAGAUUUAGUCUUGUUUUGACUAU
Ipomoea nil (Japanese morning glory) is the source of this 1879-nucleotide messenger RNA. Its product is annotated as protein VASP homolog. The transcript has 4 exons. Gene Ontology annotation, cellular component: nucleus; nucleolus; nucleosome. The coding region runs from base 218 to 1543 and encodes 441 amino acids. Gene Ontology annotation, biological process: chromosome condensation; negative regulation of DNA recombination; nucleosome assembly. Gene Ontology annotation, molecular function: double-stranded DNA binding; nucleosomal DNA binding. The record is from RefSeq and is a predicted model, not a curated record. Lineage: Eukaryota; Viridiplantae; Streptophyta; Magnoliopsida; Solanales; Convolvulaceae.